UGUUCCUUCCCAAACCCGGAGCUCCCAAGUUUUACUUCCUCAUAUUCCAAGUAGGCCUAUAUAAACUCAUCCGCUGACCCACUUCAGCAGAAAGGACAGAAGGCUCGAAACUCCCAACAUUGAACCUCAACUUCAUCAUUCAAUAUCCGCCGUCCCACAUCUGAACCAAAGAAUGCUGCUGUGUUUGUGCGCGUUGAUGCUGGCGGGGGCGGCUCUGUGUCACCCGCUGGACGAGGUCACGCUGGACGCCCAGUGGGACCAGUGGAAGAUCACGCACCGCAGGGAUUACAACGGCCUGGAUGAGGAGGGGAUCCGGAGGGCCGUCUGGGAGAAGAACUCCCGCAUGAUCGCGGCCCACAACGAAGAAGCCGCGCUGGGCAUGCACUCCUACGAGAUGGGCAUGAACCACCUGGGAGACAUGACAUCCGAAGAGGUGUCUGAGAAGAUGAUGGGUCUGCUGGUGCCACUGAACAGAGACCUCACCUUCACCGCCGCCUUCGAUGACAAGCUGGAGAAGCUGCCCAAGUCUGUCGACUACCGCAAGAAGGGCAUGGUGACCUCCGUCAAAAACCAGGGCUCCUGUGGGUCCUGCUGGGCGUUCAGCUCAGCAGGGGCCCUGGAGGGCCAGCUGGCCAAGACCACUGGAACCCUGCGGGACCUGAGCCCCCAGAACCUGGUGGACUGUGUGACAGAGAACAGCGGCUGCGGGGGAGGCUACAUGACCAACGCCUUCAGCUACGUCAUGCAGAAUGGAGGCAUCGACUCUGACGAGUCCUACCCCUACAUUGGCCAGGACCAGCAAUGCGGCUUCAACGUCUCCGGCGUGGCCGCUGAGUGCAAGGGCUACAAGCAGAUCCCCGUGGGAGACGAGAGGGCCCUGGCCGUGGCCCUCUUCAAGGCGGGCCCUGUGUCCGUGGGUAUCGACGCCGGCCUGGGCACCUUCCAGUUCUACCAGCAUGGUGUGUACUACGACAGGAAUUGCAACGCCGAAGACAUCAAUCACGCCGUGUUGGCAGUGGGCUUUGGAGUCACCGCCAAGGGCAAGAAGUACUGGAUCAUCAAGAACAGUUGGGGCGAGGACUGGGGCCACAAGGGAUUCAUCCUGAUGGCGCGUAACCGUGGCAACCUCUGCGGGAUCGCCAACAUGGCCAGCUAUCCAAUCAUGUGAGGGGACGAGCGGCGUCUCUUCGCUGAGGGGCAAGACGGGAAAGGACAGCGAAGCACAUCAGGAGGACUUGUCGUCCAGAUGACCAAUGUCGACGAACAGGAAUGUGAAAUAUUCUAGAAUUGACCUGCUGGAAUAAGAUCAAGAUUAAGAAAUAAUCUAGAUCUCCAAAUUCGUCGUGCCUUGCCUUUGGCUCUCUAGUCUUUUUUUUAUUUCUCUGAAGCACUUUGAAUCGCAUUACAUUUGUCCCGAGAGGAUGCGUUUGGAAUAGAAACAUUUUUGUUAACAGAUCAUGUUUUUUACCAGUGUUAAGAUGUGUUAAGAUGUAGUUAAAUAAUGUGUGUUGAGGCCUUAAGCGUCACAUGGUUUUAAUUUGUGAGUAGCAACAUUGCAGGGCAAUGGGUCAUCUUCCUGUUGAUAAAGAAUAUAGUGUCUACAUUCAAAUCUUAACCUUCCUCUUUUUGAUCUUUGUCUUUUGUUUUCUUGCUCUGGUCAGCACUCUUUUGUUACUUUUUAUGAUUAAACUGUAUCAAACUAUUUUGUAUGUCAUGUUAAAUAAAU
This is a messenger RNA of Gadus chalcogrammus (walleye pollock), 1726 nucleotides long. Its product is annotated as cathepsin K-like. Gene Ontology annotation, molecular function: cysteine-type endopeptidase activity. Bases 173 to 1168 code for a protein of 331 amino acids. The record is from RefSeq and is a predicted model, not a curated record. NCBI's taxonomy places the organism in Eukaryota, Metazoa, Chordata, Actinopteri, Gadiformes, Gadidae. Gene Ontology annotation, cellular component: lysosome. Gene Ontology annotation, biological process: immune response. The transcript has 8 exons.